This is a messenger RNA of Metarhizium acridum CQMa 102, 1674 nucleotides long. The record is from RefSeq and is a predicted model, not a curated record. NCBI's taxonomy places the organism in Eukaryota, Fungi, Ascomycota, Sordariomycetes, Hypocreales, Clavicipitaceae.
AUGCAGGCUCUUCGUCGGUCCAUCAAGGGCGACAAGGAAAAGCAGCACCACAACUCAAUAGGGACCAAGUCUGCUGUCGCCAUCAUCCCACCCAAAAAGUCAUCGCAAGAAUUGAGCUUUUCCAAAGGAGAUUUUUUCCACGUUAUUGGCCGCGAGAAUGACCAAGACUGGUAUGAGGCAUGCAAUCCUGCCCUGCCGGAUGCCCGAGGCCUCGUCCCGGUCGCCUUCUUCCAAGCCUUAGGUCGUACCGAGCGAGACAGUGCCCAGUCAGACAAUAGCAGGCCUCCCACUGCGAAAAGUCCCGACCAUGACUCUGGUUACAGCGAAAAUGCCCCGCACCCCAUUACUACGGCCGUACCAAUCACCCACCGUAGUACCAAGUCUACCGAUAUUGACAACAAAAUUUUCGCCACCGUUAUGUAUGAUUUCGAGGCCCAGCGGCCAGACGAGUUGGGCGCUACCAAGAAUGAGCAAAUCAUCAUCAUCGCCCAGUCCACCCCAGAGUGGUUCGUUGCCAAGCCCAUCGCAAGACUGGGCGGCCCUGGCUUGAUUCCCGUCUCGUACGUCGAGAUUCGCUAUGUGAGGACUAAAGAGGUUGUUCCCAACGCAGUGGAAGCUGUAAAGAGAGCCGGGGUUCCGAGUGUGGAGGAAUGGAAGAGGAUGGCGGCAAACUAUAAGAAUAGCAGCAUUACUCUGGGUAAGUUUGCGGGCGCUGGUGCGGGUGAUCAACGGGCAGUUGAGCAAGGUAUGGAGAGUAUGAGCUUUCAAGAAGGGAGACAGAGCGCAUAUAACGGAUCGCAGCAUCGUGCUGGGCAACACAGCAUCUCCCAGUCCCAACAAUAUGCUCACAACCAGGAAGCAACUCCAGUAUACGCGCCAGUCAAAGCUUGGAUACCUCGAUACUGCUUUGCCGAAGACAAAUAUUGGUUUGUUAUCGUGGCUGUUCUUGAAGAUGGCAGCCAAUGGGAACUCUCGCGAUACUACGAAGAUUUUUACGAUUUCCAGAUUUGCCUUCUCAACCAAUUUCCUUCAGAGGCUGGUCAUGCCGGAACGAAUUCAAAAAGGACUCUACCAUAUAUGCCAGGUCCUGUCAGUUAUGUCACCGAUGCAAUUACAGAGGGAAGGCUACACAACCUCGAUGCCUAUGUUAAAAAUCUUCUCGACCAGCCAGCACGCAUUUCGAAAUGCCACCUGGUGAAGAAGUUCUUUGCUCCACGCGAAGGAGACUAUGAGCUCACUCCAAAUUCUGCCGAGGGGGAAAUGCGACUUUCACAAGGCUCACAACCGUCCGCUGAAUCCCCUGGAAAUGGCGGCUCCCGAACCAACCUGAACGGUAAUACCUAUACCGGAUUCUCCGCCACAUCUCGACAAUUGAGCAACUCGCAACAGGGUGCAAGCAAUCAGCCACAAGGUCAACAGCAACAGCAAGCCGUGAAGAAACUUAAAAUGUAUUACAAUGGCGAUCUUAUCGCUAUACGUGUACCGCCCGAAGUUGAUUACCAGCAGCUCUGUGACAAGAUUCGGGAUCGACUCAAACUCAGCCCUGAUAAUCAAUUGCAACUAUUCUAUAAAGACGAGCCAACAGGAAACAAACUUAAUUUAAUGAGCGACAAUGACCUCGACUUUGCUCUUCGGCGGCAUGAGAAACUCGUUCUCUACGUUGAAGUUGUAUAA